AUGCCGCCGCAUCCCGGCUCGCAAUGCCGUGGCACGGGGCCGGGCCGCCGAGGCUCGGCCUCCUCACAGGGCUUCGCACAAGAUGGCGGCACUAGGCGCCGGGCGAGGCCCGGAGCACCGCUCUGCGAGGCCGGGACGUGGCCGCGGCCCCGGGCUGCUCGGAGAGCCCGGCCGGGAGGCGACGGACCCACGGACACCGCGCUCCGCGCGGCGGAGCUGCCCCGCAGCCGCACAAUGGCGGCGCCGCACGGCCCCAAGAUGGCGGCGUCGGGAGGGGCCGUCCCCGCCGCCCGCUGCCGCCGCACUGCGCCUGCGCGGCCCGCUCUCCUUUCUGCGCGUGCGCGUCGCCGCCGCUUCGCGCCCCUGUCUGCCGGUCCGGUGGGCCGCUCCACGCGGGCGGAGGGGAGGAGCUCCCGGCGGUUCACCGCUCCCCGUCCGUUCCGCCGCAGGGACGGGGCCCGGCGAGGCGGUCCCGAGGGGUUUCGCACCGCGCCGCCCGCCCUCCGCUCCUCGCGGGGCGCGGGGAAGCGGCAGCGGUGCGGGGAGCGGUGCACGUUACGUAACCCUCCCCCCUUCGCCUUGCGCGCGUGGUUUCUUCGCGGCGCGCUCGACUCACGCCAUUGGCCGGGAGCCGCGGGUGGGCGGGGCGGCGAGGGUAUAAAUAGGGGCGGGGCGGCGGGUGCCGCGCUCAGUCUGCCGCUUCCUCGCCGCGCGUCGCCGCACUUCGCCCUCCGCUCCGCCCGCGCCCGCCGCCCCGCCGCCAUGAACGGGCAACUGAACGGCUUCCACGAGGUGUUCAUCGAGGAGGGCACCUUUCUCUUCACCUCCGAGUCCGUGGGCGAGGGGCACCCAGUUUGACUACAAGACGUGCAACGUGCUGGUGGCUCUGGAGCAGCAGUCCCCGGACAUCGCGCAGGGCGUGCACCUGGACCGCAGCGAGGAGGACAUCGGCGCCGGGGACCAGGGGCUGAUGUUCGGUUACGCCACGGACGAGACCGAGGAGUGCAUGCCGCUGACCAUCGUGCUGGCGCACAAGCUGAACGCCAAGCUGGCCGAGCUGCGCCGCAACGGGACCCUGCCCUGGCUGCGCCCCGACUCCAAGACGCAGGUGACGGUGCAGUACAUGCAGGACCGCGGCGCCGUCAUCCCCAUCCGCGUGCACACCAUCGUCAUCUCGGUGCAGCACGACGAGGAGGUGUGCGUGGACGAGAUGCGCGACGCGCUGAAGGAGAAGGUGAUCAAGGCCGUGGUGCCCGCCAAGUACCUGGACGACGACACCAUCUACCACCUGCAGCCCAGCGGCCGCUUCGUCAUCGGCGGCCCCCAGGGGGACGCCGGCCUGACGGGCCGCAAGAUCAUCGUGGACACGUACGGGGGCUGGGGGGCGCACGGCGGCGGGGCCUUCUCCGGGAAGGACUACACCAAGGUGGAUCGCUCGGCCGCCUACGCCGCGCGCUGGGUCGCCAAGUCGCUGAUCAAGGCCGGGCUGUGCCGCCGCGUGCUGGUGCAGGUCUCCUACGCCAUCGGCGUCUCCCACCCGCUCUCCAUCUCCAUCUUCCACUACGGCACGUCGCAGAAGAGCGAGCGGGAGCUGCUGGACAUCGUCAAGAAGAACUUCGACCUGCGCCCGGGGGUCAUCGUCAG
Molecule: messenger RNA, 1644 nt
Organism: Numida meleagris (helmeted guineafowl)
Lineage: Eukaryota; Metazoa; Chordata; Aves; Galliformes; Numididae
Gene: MAT2A
Product: methionine adenosyltransferase 2A
Biological process (GO): S-adenosylmethionine biosynthetic process
Cellular component (GO): methionine adenosyltransferase complex; cytosol
Molecular function (GO): methionine adenosyltransferase activity; ATP binding
Source: RefSeq, a predicted model, not a curated record